UGAAAGCCUCUUGGGCUGCGGAUAUAAAACCUCCGCGGCGGGCUGAUGCAAUACUGGAAGAUAGUGAAUGAAGCAUCAGUAAGGGAAAACCAGCUAAAGCAAGCUGCUCAUCUCGCCCAGAAAAACACGUUUUCUGCCUAAUCUCUGAAUCGUAUUCUAGUAAAUAGGUAACUGAGUAUGCCAGUCGUCAGAGCCCUUAGUAAGGUGGCAAAGCAGGCCCUGCUGGCCCCUGCGUGUGGAUGUCAGCCUCUGACGGUGGCGAUACGCAACAUCAGCUUUUCUCCGCGUCAGGUCACCUCUGGAUCUGAUGCCAGCAGCUUUCAUUCGGUGUCCUUCUCUGAAACGGACCACCCCAAAGUUCUCAUCACUGGUGGCCUUGGGCAAUUAGGGGUUGGGCUUGCUAAACUGUUAAGGAAACGAUUUGGAAAAAACAACGUGAUCCUCUCAGAUAUCAGGAAACCACCAAGCAACGUUUUUCACAGUGGCCCUUUCAUCUACUCUGACAUUCUGGACUACAAGAACUUGCGAGAGAUUGUAGUAAACAACAGAAUCACCUGGUUGGUGCAUUACAGUGCUCUUCUAAGUGCCGUCGGGGAGGCAAAUGUGCCACUGGCACGAGCGGUCAACAUCACAGGACUACACAACAUCCUAGACAUUGCAGCAGAACACGGGCUUCGGCUUUUCGUGCCCAGCACCAUUGGUGCCUUCGGACCAACUUCACCUCGAAAUCCCACUCCUGACCUCUGUGUGCAGAGACCACGCACUAUAUACGGCGUCUCUAAAGUCCAUGCGGAGCUCAUGGGGGAGUACUACCACCACCGAUACGGCCUUGACUUCCGCUGUCUUCGGUACCCUGGCAUCAUCUCGGCAGACUCGCAGCCUGGCGGUGGCACGACAGACUACGCCGUGCAGAUUUUCCACGAUGCAGUCAAGACGGGAAAGUUUGAAUGCAACCUGAAACCAGACACACGGUUGCCCAUGAUGUACAUCGAUGACUGUUUGCGGGCCACGCUGGAAGUGAUGGAGGCGCCGGCGGAAACGCUCAGUAUGCGCACGUACAACAUCAAUGCCAUGAGCUUUACUCCAGAGGAGCUUGCAAAUGAGGUCCAGAAACAGCUGCCUGAUCUUCAGGUUUCAUAUGAGAUUGACUCUGUACGACAGGCUAUAGCUGACAGUUGGCCCAUGAACUUUGAUGACAGCAACGCUCGAACUGACUGGGGCUGGAAGCACGACUAUGAUCUGCCAGAGUUGGUCCAAACGAUGCUCAACUUCAUUGGCUCAGAUACCCGCGUCGCCCAAGCCAACUGAGUCCACUCAUGAACACUGAAAAUAUGUACAUUUCAUAAAGAUUAUAAGUGAUGCAGAAGAGAGCUCCAUGGUCUGUAAAUAGUCAUUCCCUGUUCUCUUUUGUCUCAUCUGUAUAUUCUUUUGUGACUAGCACAGACUAUAUGUAUAAUUGCAGGUUAUACAAAGAGGUCAAGUCUCUUUUUAGGACAGGGUGGAAAACCAUCAGGUGUUUUCAAAGCUAAAUGAAAAGGAGUGGACCUGACAUGAUCCUCUUGUGCUUUGCAUUUAGAGAAAAAGGAUCACAAAGCAAAUAAAACCAAAAAUGAAUGUUGCAGAUCCUAAAACUUAGCUUCCUAAAUUCAACUCUUUGUUUUUUUUGUUUUUUUUUUCUUCUAUUUAAGAGAAAUAAUAUUCUGUACCUAUGUAGAAGAAUAUAAUAUAUGAGGGGAAAAGGCUGAUGGCCGAGUUCAGGAGUAACAGGAAUUGUUACAGCAGCUUCAGCCCAUUCUAAAAUAAACAAAGUGGGACUCAGAUCUACAGGGAAAGUGAGGGUCGGCAUGAUAAAUUACGUUAUCAUAUCCCUCCUGGUUGCUUUUCCUCUCUUGUGCACUCUAUUUAUUCAGACCAGUCACAAAUGAAAUGCAAGAUUUGGUCUUGCUUUAAAUGUUUGCUGCAUACUUUACUUUAAUGAGGUCACUUUUUGUUAAAUGCAGUUUACAUAUCUUGCAUUUGCCCAUAAAUGUUUUCCCACAGGGAAUAUAUUAUCCCAUAUGAAAGGGAGAGUGGGAAACAAGUUUAAAUUAUUUUUUAGUUUAUUAGUUAAGCUUUGAAUCCACAUCUUUUGUUCAUUUGAUUACAAAAUUUGUGUCAAUAAAGCUUUUUUUAUCUUUAA
Molecule: messenger RNA, 2179 nt
Organism: Labeo rohita (rohu)
Lineage: Eukaryota; Metazoa; Chordata; Actinopteri; Cypriniformes; Cyprinidae
Gene: tdh
Product: L-threonine dehydrogenase
Exons: 9
Coding region: 178-1308 (376 amino acids)
Biological process (GO): L-threonine catabolic process
Molecular function (GO): L-threonine 3-dehydrogenase activity
Source: RefSeq, a predicted model, not a curated record